AUGUCGCUAAGCCGCGACAACAUGUUGGACCUUACACAAAAACCGAAAGGGUCAGUAGGGGCGGAGCACCCUGCUGAUCCAGCAACGUCAAGAGAAUUUGCAGGACUCUUGACGAAGACUGCUUCCAACACACAGUCGCUGCGUGUUACUGCCCCUAGUGAUGAGGAGUCCCUCAUCACUUCGAAGAUCGAAGUGACAAGUGGAAUGUCACGUCGCGCCCUAGUGGACUGUGGGGCGUCGAACAGUUUCAUUCGACGCCAGUCUCUAGAAGAUAGUAGACUCAACUAUGCUGAGCGAGAGUUCCCUCCAGCGAUGAUGAUGGUGUGCCUUUGUACAGGCACAUCCGUAACAGUGAACAAACGUGUAGUUGGAAUCCACUACACGCUAGGAAAGCAGUACGAUAAUGACUUUAUCGUACUGGAUUUGGAUAACAAAUUUGAUGUCAUCCUCGGUCUGCCAUGGCUUAGAAAGUACCGGCCAUGGGCUAUCUGGCAGCAUCGAUCCGUGAAGAUGCCUGCCGUUUGUUCAUCGGAUGGCUAUCUGAUGAACGUCUUGGAGCGUCCAAAAGUGUGUGGAUGUACUACGAGUGAGUGCGAUGGCCUCACUUUUGGUACGGUCGUUAUUACGAUUGCACAAGAUCACAGUGUAGAAGGCCACUACACUGUGGAACCAGCUUCCGGCACCUGUGUAGAGGCACAGGCUGCGCCGAAGGUUCACCACUCGAAGAGAUCGAGUGGACUGGAACACGGAUGCGCACCAAGAAGGGUGCAUCUGAGAAGAGAGAUGAAUGUUGUUCAGGAUGGACAACACGUUGAAGCGAGAUCGACUAUCAGAGAGUCGAUCGUAGAGCAAGCCCGCUCGUCUGAAAGAGAGUGGAUUGAAGAGGACGUGACCGUGAUAGUACCCAUAACGGAAGCCCCAGCGUUCCUGAGAGAAAGCACCGAUACAGCGAAUGUCUUGGUGAAUGACGGAUCAAGUGUAGGCGCUUGUACACUUGAUCUGGUUACGCCCCCGAAGUCAGCUUCGGAGGUAGUCAAGUUGCCAACGCUAGAAUCUAAAAGGUUCUUGCGAGAUCUGCGUGAUGACAAGAUCAAGCAGAUCUGCGUACUUGUCACAGAGGACGAGUACGCCGCCGAUAUUCGGUCGGCACAAGUGUUUGCUGAGCAUGAAAGGGGUCUCAGUAGCUCAUCGAUGGACGAGAGUGUCCUCGAUGAGAAGACUCGGAUUGAGCGAUACACGUCUCAAUCUUGGGAUUCGUUAAAGACAAAACUUUUGUAUGAGAAUUUGGUUGAAUUCAGGGAUGUUUUCCCGGAAUUCGUGACAUGCGAGUUGCCCAAGGACAAAGGCACUCGGCAUGAGAUUAAACUGAAACCCGGUUCGAAGUCUAUGUCAUGA
Peronospora matthiolae is the source of this 1395-nucleotide messenger RNA. NCBI's taxonomy places the organism in Eukaryota, Oomycota, Peronosporomycetes, Peronosporales, Peronosporaceae. The record is from the annotation of a GenBank genome assembly.